Messenger RNA from Pocillopora verrucosa, 3458 nucleotides. RefSeq lists its product as uncharacterized. The record is from RefSeq and is a predicted model, not a curated record. Gene Ontology annotation, biological process: signal transduction. NCBI's taxonomy places the organism in Eukaryota, Metazoa, Cnidaria, Anthozoa, Scleractinia, Pocilloporidae.
GCUCUAUUAUGCUUCUCUACGUAGGAAGCAGGAGGUGGGAAGCCUAUGAUUGCUUAGUGCUUUAUCAUAAUCCCAGUCUGCCGAAGAUUCUCAGAUUUAGCGAAGGUAAUCUACCCCAAACGACUGAUCUUUGCUGCAGAUUGGAAAACAGAGUCAUGAGAUGUCAAAAGUGACCCUGGAUGUGCCUGUUAUUCAGGCAUUUUAAUCUGAAUAAUUCAUCCUCCAUACCUGAUACUUCUGUUAGUAAACUUACGGGAAAGCAAGGCCAUUAUACACAGUCUAAUAACAACUUGAUUCUAAAAUGGGUUGUGCCCCAUCCUCCCAAAGUUUUCAAGUCCACGAAAAUGAAACCCGUCUUUUACAAGAAAUAGACCGUCUGCGAAGUAUAGAGCAGUCACGCCAGGCAGAAAUCAGCAAGCUGCAAGUAGAAAAUGAAAAACUGCGACAAGGCCAAGUGAAUGGUGGGUAUGCAAUGGUAAAGCGAUCAGACUCUCCUGAAGACGACGGCCAUGAAAUGUUAGUGAAGGAGAUUGAGAGAUUGAUAUUGGAGCAGAGUGAAAAAGAAAAUGAACUCAGUGAACUGAGGAGGACAAAUGAGCAGCUGAACUUAACUUUGCAACAAAGCCCACCUCAAGUUCAGCAGUUUGUUAAUAAGAACAGAAAUCUUCCAAAAGUUGGAGAUCCAGUUUUAGCAAUGUGGGAAUCAACCCCAUGGCAGUACUUCACAGCAACCAUAGUGUCAUUUAACUCUGAAAAGCUCCAGUACAAAAUUAAUUGGGAUGACCAGGAUCCAACAGGCCGCAUUAUUGAUUACUACAACUUGGCUCUGGACCGUGUCCCUGAACCUGACGAGGUCGCCAUUGGUUCCAUUGUGCUGUUUCCCCAAGGAAAGUAUCGAGGUCAGGAGGGUGUUCGGCUGGGUGGCUUACGCUACCAUCAGGGGCGAAUAACAAGUGUUUCGAAUGGUCCUGGGGGUCAGAAGCUUUAUGACGGUGUGCACACCAAGGGUGAGGCAGACAACAAGUGGAUCACAUAUUCAGGGUACAACUUCUAUUUUACGGGAAUGGAACUGUCAAAAUUACGAAUCUCACCCAACGUGUUAGACAUCUUGUCUGACAAUGACUCUGGUAGCGCUGUGGAUGGCUUGAUUCGUCCUUGUGACAUAUUCAUCUCGUACUCAAAGGCAAACAGCCCUUCUGCCAUCAGAAAUCGUGAGCUGGGGCCAUCAGAUCCUCCACCCAGCUACAACGAAGCAGUUCUGUCGAGUAUUUGCGACCCGCGCGACAUUCGAUAUCAACUUGAAGGCUGCGGAGCUACGGUGAAUGGCGACAGACAGGCUCAACAUUCACUGAUAGAGACUGUACAGCAGAUUAACACAGCAAAGGUGUUUGUGGCCUGUCUUAGCGAUGAAUACGUCAAGGAUGAAAUUUGCCGUCAAGAGUUCCAGUAUGCUAAGAAGACCGCGAGAAAACCGGUUAUUCCCGUUGUAGUAGGCAGUGGAUCUUUCGAAUGGAUGAUGACAGUUGUGGGUUUGCUUAUUGCCGGUGAAGUGUACAUUCACUUCAGCAACAGAGAUGUACAGGAUUCUAAGAUGACAGAGCUUCUGCGAGCUGUUAAGAAGAGCGUGCCUGAAGUUAAAUUUCCCGAAGAAUUGGGAAGCGUUCAAGAUUUGCCAAGUGCUGGAGAUACCUCGGACGCUGGAAUCCGAGAUUCCGCUGACGUGUUUAUCAGUUAUUGCUGGCUGAAUUCAGAGAAUGCACAUAAAGCCAAACAUGUGACAGAGUUCAUCGGGUCUCCAUUUGCAGACCCCAGGAAAGUGCACAGCAGCCUGGUAAAAGCAAACAAGUUCUCCCUAUGGAUAGACAUCGAGCGGCUCAGGACAACCAAUCAGAAUGAGGAAUCCUUAGGCAUGUUUGAGCAAAUCGCCGAAGGACUCGGGAAGGCCAAAGUGGUGUUGGCGUUUGUUAGUAAACAGUACGCCAACAGUGAAAACUGCAGAAUUGAACUGCAGUUUGCUCUCAAGUCUCUGAAGAAACCUUUGGUCCCAGUGAUCGUGGGCGCAGACAAUGAUUGGCAAAAGACAGUGGUGGGGCUGUUAGUGGGUGGCCAGGAGAUCCAAGCCAUCAAUUUACAGGACGUCCACUCUGAAGACGUGUUUACGGAGAAAUUAGAGGAAAUACAGGAGGCCAUUUUGCCUCUACUUGGUCACGCAGAGGAAGCGAGAAGCUACCGAGCGCCUGUCAUAGGCGAUCACGUGAUCUCUCAUCACCAACAAUGGGCUUACUACGCGGCGACCAUUGUGAGCUUCGACCGCGAGACUUUGAAAUACACAGUGGACUGGGACGACGGAGAUCCUACAGGGAAAGUCCAGUCAUAUAAGGACCUGGCCAUUGACAAGAUCCCAAGUGAAGACCAAGUGGGUGUGGACUCCAUUGUGUUUUUCCCCCAGGGAGGUUACGGAGCUACCGAGGGGAAUAACACCGGGGGAGUCAGAUACCAUGAAGGAGUCGUCACCCGUGUCUACAAGGAUUCCUCUGGAGCCUGCCUAUAUGAUGGGCAUCACACCAAAGGCGCAGAGGACGGAAAAUGGGUCACUUACAAAGAUUACAAUUACAACUUCAAUGGCAUACCUCUGCAAAUGCUUAGAAUCGCUCCCAACGCCAUGGAUGCACUCAUGGCUUGCAAGGAGGCCUUUAGUUGAAAUUUCUUCAACAUCUCGUGUUUCUUGAAUAUCUCCACUGAAAUAGGAACUGUUUUAAUCACCAAGGCAACCAGUUGUCAAUUAUUGUUUGAAUAUUUUGCAUGGUCUCCUUCGCGGUUGUCUUUUGAGAUGUCACGCGAUGCUCUCCCUCCACCCCCCUCUUAUCUUUCUUCCCUUUCAAAUAAAGAAGACGAGCGUUGCGUGACAAUUCAGAGAAGACGAGAAGCAUUGUUCGCGCCAGCCGGAAUAACUACCCCCCGUUUAUAGGCCCUCUUGACACCCUUUACGAAGUAGUGUAUGCCCAGGGCUGACAAGCGCUAGUUAACGGUAUAUGUUUUUUUUUUUUUAUGGGAAAUGGUUGUGAGACAGGUGUUAAGCGCAUGAAACGUUUGUACACCAGAGAUUCAGUAUUUACAAGGUUUAAUUUACAGUCAAAUUAGAGAGUAAAGAGGGUUUGAAUGGAGUGAUAAAAUUUUGGCCAAUUUACGGCAAAGGUUAAUACCUUUCAACCAGAAAUGUUUUUACAGUUAAAUUUUUUUACAACAUACGACUUAAUGUCUUGGUCACUUUACGGGUAAUAGUUAACCCCUAUUAGCUAUUAAAAGGCAGGCCUUUUCUAAUAAACUGAAGAGUAAAUAUUUGUUUUGUGGAAAGUCCAAUCUAAACCAAAAUAAAUUCAACCUUUGCCCUCUGUACUACAUUGUACAAUAUUUGCCGACUAGUUUAUUAACUACUGUGCAAGUGGCAGAAACGAGAA